GCAAGCAGGGAGAGGGAGGGAGAGGAAGGGGAAGGAGAGAGGAGGCAGAGGGAGAGAGAGAAGCAGCCUCAUGCUCCCUCCCUACAGACGCCCUCCUCUGUCCGAGGGAAACGGCCAGGGGCACUGAGUGGAGAAGCGAAAGAGAUGAGGGUGCAGACGACGACGGGAAGAGGCAUCCUGCCUUGCUAGUGCGACUGCGAGGUGCGGAGGAACUGACAGGCCGACGCCGGCACAGAUAGACCGCACAGCCCUCGCGAGGGGCGGUUUGGAGAGCGAAGCGCAGGAGUGCAAGAAUCCCGCGGCCGGCUGCAAGGCUGAGCGACAGGCAGACAGAAGUGCCCGGGGACAGACUGGCAGACAGGAGGCGGGGGCGCGUUCGCUCUCCGCAGCCAGCUGGGCAGAGAAGGCGGUGGCGCCCCGGAGCGCGUCCGGAGCAGCGAGGAGCAGCAGGGACCGCGGCUUCUCCCGCCGCCGAAGCCACCGCUGUCCCCGCAGCACUGGCCGCUGCAGCCCAGCUGACGCCGCAGACAGCUCUUUUUACUAGCAGUUAAAUAAAUCGACCAAAAAUAACAGUAAUACUAAUAAGCCAAGCCAAGCCAAACCAAUAUAGCCAAAUCGAUCAGUGAGAAACAAUACUAUUAAUAAAAGCCAAAAACUAAAUCAAAUCAAUCAAGGCACCAAGACGCUGGGGGGAUAUCCACUGUUCAGUCAAGGUUGACGAUGUGUCAGGCUGUGUAGGGGAGUCGCAUGGAGAUGGGCAUCCCGAACUGUUGACGGGGACAUGGGACUCCAGUUACCUCUGGUCCCUUGUGUGGAUUUCCCCGGUGCAGAAGGACAGAAGCCACUAGUCAGUCGCCAGGACCUACAGCAGGAAUUCAGCGCAAAAGGGCGUCAAACGUUGUUACUUUAAUUUGCAUCUGGGAGGAUGUCUGAGCCAGGAGACCUGAGUCAGGCCAUAGUGGAGGAAGGCGGGCCUGGGCAGGAUGCGGCCACUCCGGAGAAUGGCGUGGUUAAGUCCGAAAGUCUGGAUGAAGAGGAGAAACUGGAACUACAGAAGCGCCUGGCAGCUCAGAACCAAGAGAGAAGAAAAUCCAAGUCAGGAGCAGGAAAAGGUAAACUGACUCGCAGCCUUGCUGUCUGUGAAGAAUCCUCAGCCAGACCAGGAGGUGAAAAUCUCCAGGAUCAGGAUUCAAUUCAUUUACAGCUUUCCAGUUUUCCCAGCCUGCAAGAGGAUGAUAAAUCUAGGAAAGAUGACUCUGAAAGAGAAAAAGAAAAGGAUAAACACAAAGAUAAAACCUCUGAAAAACCCAAGAUCAGAAUGUUAUCAAAAGAUUGCAGCCAAGAAUAUACGGAUUCCACAGGCAUAGACUUACACGAGUUUCUGAUUAACACAUUAAAGAAUAAUUCCAGAGACAGGAUGAUACUCUUGAAAAUGGAGCAGGAAAUUAUUGAUUUCAUUGGUGACAACAAUAAUCACUAUAAAAAGUUUCCGCAGAUGUCUUCCUAUCAGAGGAUGCUUGUGCAUCGAGUGGCAGCUUACUUUGGGUUGGACCACAAUGUGGACCAAACAGGGAAGUCUGUUAUCAUCAACAAGACCAGCAACACGAGAAUACCAGAGCAAAGGUUUUGUGAACAUUUAAAAGAUGAAAAAGGUGAAGAAUCCCAGAAGCGGUUUAUCUUGAAGCGAGAUAACUCUAGUAUUGAUAAAGAAGACACUCAGCAAAACAGAAUGCAUCCAUUUAGAGAUGACAGACGAAGUAAAUCAAUUGAAGAGAGAGAAGAGGAAUAUCAGAGAGUGAGGGAGAGAAUAUUUGCACACGAUUCAGUUUGCUCCCAGGAAAGCCUUUUUGUGGAAAACAGUAGGCUCUUGGAAGACAGUAACAUAUGCAAUGAGACCUAUAAGAAAAGACAGCUCUUUCGGUUGGUAUGGUUUAAUUUCUUAAAACUAUGUUUUCAGAUUAUGUGGGAGAAUCAAUUUUCGCGUCAGUGUAGUGUCCACGCCGUUGUUGCUAUCACGAGUUUCUCUAUCUUUGGGGGCAUCACGGUGCUAACCAGAGGCGACAGCACGUCCAGCACAAGGAGCACCGGGAAGCUGUCCAAAGCAGGUUCUGAAUCUUCCAGCAGCGCGGGCUCCUCGGGCUCGCUGUCUCGCACCCACCCACCUCUGCAGAGCACACCGCUGGCCUCGGGCGUGGCAGCCAGUUCCCCCGGCUGUGUGAGCUACCCGGAGAACGGAAUAGGGGGCCAGGUGGCUCCCAGCAGCACGAGCUACAUCCUCCUUCCACUCGAAGCGGCGACAGGCAUCCCGCCCGGAAGCAUCCUUCUCAACCCGCACACAGGCCAGCCCUUUGUGAAUCCUGAUGGAACCCCCGCCGUCUACAACCCCCCCAGCAGCCAGCAGCCCCUGCGGAGCGCGGUGGUGGGCCAGUCCCAGCAGCAGCCGCAGCAGCAGCCCUCUCCACAGCCCCAGCAGCAGGUCCAGCCACCCCAGCCGCAGAUGGCAGGCCCGCUGGUCACUCAGGGGCUGCAGGCUUCCCCGCAGUCAGUGCCGUUUCCAGCUGUCUCUUUCCCUCCCCAGCACCUCCUGCCCGUGUCUCCGACGCCGCAGUUCCCCAUGAGGGACGAUGUGGCCACGCAGUUUGGCCAGAUGACCCUGAGCCGGCAGUCCUCUGGAGAGACUCCCGAGCCCCCGGCUGGUCCUGUCUACCCACCGUCCCUCAUGCCACAGCCCACCCAACAGCCAGCCUAUGUCAUCGCCUCAACAGGCCAGCAGCUCCCGACAGGGGGCUUCUCAGGCUCCGGACCGCCCAUCUCCCAGCAAGUGCUCCAGCCCCCUCCCUCGCCACAGGGCUUCGUGCAGCAGCCUCCACCUGCACAGAUGCCUGUGUAUUAUUAUCCGUCCGGCCAGUACCCUACCUCAACCACACAGCAGUACCGGCCCAUGGCCUCGGUUCAGUUCAGCGCUCAGAGGGCCCAGCAGAUGCCGCAGACGGCACAGCAAGCAGGUUACCAGCCGGUGCUGUCUGGUCAGCAGGGGUUCCAAGGCCUCGUGGGGGUGCAGCAGUCGCCUCCCAGUCAGGGCGUGCUGAGCAGCCCACAGGGGGCUCCCGUGCAGAGCGUGAUGGUCUCCUACCCAACCAUGUCCUCUUACCAGGUGCCAAUGACCCAGGGUUCUCAAGGACUGCCCCAGCAGUCCUACCAACAGCCAGUCGUGCUGCCUAACCAGGCGGGCCCAGGGCCUCUCCCAGCCGCGGGGGUGCCCGUGUACUGCAGCGUCACACCGCCGACCCCUCAGAACAACCUGAGGCUGCUUGGCCCUCACUGCCCCUCCAGCUGCAGGACAAACUGUGCCAGCGUGAGCAACGCCGGGUGGCAGGUCAAGUUCUGAGCGCCCCGGCUGUGGUCCACUUCUCAAGACGGUACUCACGGCCUGGAAGGGAAGGGGAGCAAGGUGGGAGAGGCCGCCGGGGACUCAAGUAUGCACUCCACACCCAAAGGACUGCUGCUGGUAUUCUGUUUAAAAAA
This is a messenger RNA of Vicugna pacos (alpaca), 3525 nucleotides long. The record is from RefSeq and is a predicted model, not a curated record. Lineage: Eukaryota; Metazoa; Chordata; Mammalia; Artiodactyla; Camelidae.